AUGGAGGGCACAGUGGACAUCAUGCUUGCUGUGAAGGAGAGGGUCAGUGUGAAUGAGGAGAUGGAGGGCACAGGGGACAUCACGCUUGUUGUGAAGGAGAGGGUCAGUGUGAAUGAGGAGAUGGAGGGCACAGGGGCUGAAACAAUGGCCUCUAAGGUAAUAGUGAACGAAGAGGGCAGCAACUGUACAAGAACACAGGAGCUCUUUGCCAUCUUCAACAACAUCAACAACCCUGUACCAUUAGCACUGGGCCCAGGGAAAAACGGAGGCUCAGAGGAGGGAGCAGGGCCUUCUCACAGCCUUCUUCUCUUGCUUCCCUACAGCGCUCAGGAGCUGUCCCAGGAAAUCAAGGCUUUUCUUACUGGCAUAGACCCCGUUCUGGGCCACCAGCUCUCGGCCCGGGAACAUGCUCGCUGUGGCCUCCUCCUGCUCCGUUCUUUGCCACCGGCCCGGGCUGCUGUGCUGGACCACUUGCGAGGCGUCUUUGAUGAGAGUGUCCGGGCCCAUCUGGCUGCCCUGGAUGAAAGCCCGGUGGCUGGCCCGCCUCACCUCCGCCCACCCCCAUCCUCCCACGUCCCUGCUGGAGGGCCUGGUCUAGAGGAUGUGGUACAGGAAGUGCAGCAGGUGCUGUCCGAGUUCAUCCGGGCCAACCCGAAGGCCUGGGCGCCUGUGAUUAGCGCGUGGUCCAUUGACCUCAUGGGGCAACUGAGCAGCACGUACUCGGGCCAGCACCAGUGUGUGCCUCACGCCACUGGCUCUCUCAAUGAGCUGCUGCAGCUGUGGAUGGGCUGUCGGGCCACGCGCACCCUGAUGGACAUCUACGUGCAGUGCUUCUCCGCUCUCAUUGGCAGCUGCCCGGACGCCUGCGUGGAUGCCUUGCUGGAUACCUCUGUCCAGCAUUCCCCUCACUUCGACUGGGUUGUAGCCCAUAUUGGCUCCUCAUUUCCCGGCACCAUCAUCUCCCGAGUCCUCUCCUGUGGCCUCAAGGACUUCUGUGUCCAUGGGGGUGCUGGAGGCGGAGCUGGGGGGAGUGGUGGAAGUGCUUCUCAGAAUUCCUCUACUGACCCCUUCCCUGGAUCUCCUGCCAUGCCCGGGGAAAAACGAGUGCCUAAGAUCGCCUCCGUGGUAGGCAUCCUGGGGCACCUGGCCUCCCGCCACGGAGACAGCAUCCGGCGUGAGCUCCUGCGAAUGUUCCAUGAGAGCCUGGCCGGGCCGUCGGGGGGCCGGAGUGGGGACCCUGCCCUUCAGGCCACGGUACCCUUCCUGCUGCAGCUGGCAGUCAUGUCCCCAGCUCUGCUGGGCACCGUCUCGGGUGAGCUCGUAGACUACCUCAAGCCCCCUGCUGUGCUGAGCCAGCUGCAGCAGCACCUGCAGGGCUUCCCCCGAGAAGAACUGGACAAUAUGCUGAACCUGGCCGUGCACCUGGUGAGCCAGGCCUCUGGGGCAGGUGCCUACCGCCUGCUGCAGUUCCUGGUGGACACGGCCAUGCCUGCCUCAGUCAUCACCACCCCGGGCCUGGCCGUGCCAGACACCGUGCGCGAGGCCUGCGACCGGCUGAUCCAGCUGCUGCUGCUGCACCUGCAGAAACUGGUGCAUCACCGAGGAGGGUCUCCUGGGGAGGGGGUGCUGGGCCCUCCCCCACCCCCUCGCCCGGUGCCCUUUCUAGAUGCGCUGAGAAACCACGUCGGAGAGCUGUGUGGCGAGACCUUGCGACUGGAGCGGAAGCGCUUCCUCUGGCAGCACCAGCUCCUGGGCCUGCUCUCCGUCUACACCCGGCCUAGCUGUGGGCCCGAGGCCUUGGGCCACUUACUGAGCCGGGCACGGAGCCCCGAAGAGUUGAGUUUGGCCACCCAGCUCUACGCAGGGUUGGUGGUCAGUCUCUCUGGCCUCCUGCCCCUGGCCUUCCGAAGCUGCCUGGCUCGAGUGCAUGCAGGGACUUUGCAGCCUCCGUUCACGGCCCGUUUCCUGCGCAACCUGGCCCUGCUGGUGGGCUGGGAGCAGCAGGGUGGCGAGGGCCCUGCAGCCCUCGGCGCCCGGUUUGGGGAGUCGGCCUCGGCCCACCUGUCUGACCUCGCUCCUCUCCUGCUGCAUCCUGAGGAGGAAGUGGCUGAAGCUGCUGCCUCCCUGCUGGCCAUCUGCCCCUUCCCUCCAGAAGCCCUCGCCCCCUCCCAGCUCCUGGGACUGGUGAGGGCUGGGGUGCAUCGCUUCUUUGCCUCCCUGAGGCUGCACGGGCCCUCAGGCGUGGCCUCGGCCUCUCAGCUGCUCACUCGCCUCUCUCAGACCUCCCCGGCCGGGCUCAAGGCUGUCCUGCAGCUGCUAGUUGAGGGGGCUUUACAUCAGGGCAACAUGGAGCUGUUUGGAGGGAAACUGGACGAGGACAAUGAGACUCUCUCCAUGGUCUCGGCUCCUUUGGUCUCGGCCUCCCUGUUGGACACAAACCGACGGCACAGUGCUGCCGUGCCAGGUCCUGGCGGGAUUUGGUCCGUCUUCCAUGCUGGAGUCAUUGGUCGCGGCCUCAAACCUCCAAAGUUGGUCCGCGCUCGGAAUCAGCAGGAAGUGAUCUAUAACAUCCAGAGCCUUCUCAGCCUACUGGUGCAUUGCUGUAGUGUCCCUGGGGGCACUGGAUGUGGAGGCACCUGGGGGGACCCCACCCUGAGCCCGGAAGCAGCCAAAACAGUGGCAGUGACCCUGGUCGAGAGUGUGUGUCCUGAUGCAGCUGGGGCUGAGCUGGCCUGGCCCCCGGAGGAACACUCCCGAGCCACGGUGGAGCGGGACCUCCGCAUCGGCCGACGCUUCCGGGAACAGCCCCUGCUCUUUGAGCUGUUGAAGCUGGUGGCGGCGGCUCCCCCGGCCCUGUGCUACUGCUCCGUGCUCCUGCGGGGCUUGCUGGCUGCCCUCCUGGGUCACUGGGAAGCUUCUCGGCACCCAGACACAGCUCACUCGCCCUGGCAGCUGGAGGCAUCUUGCACCCUGGUGGCUGUUAUGGCCGAGGGGAGCCUCCUGCCGCCAGCCCUGGGCAACAUGCACGAAGUAUUUAGCCAGCUAGCCCCAUUUGAGGUGCGGCUGCUGCUGCUCAGCGUCUGGGGCUUCCUCCGGGAGCACGGGCCCUUGCCCCAGAAAUUCAUCUUCCAGUCGGAGCGGGGCCGCUUCAUCCGGGACUUUUCUAGGGAGGGUGGCGGGGAUGGGGGGCCCCAUCUGGCUGUGCUGCACAGUGUCCUCCACCGCAACAUCGACCGCCUGGGCCUCUUCUCCGGCCGUUUCCAGGCGCAGUCACCGGCCACCCUCCUUCGGCAAGGGACAUAAGCUUUUUCACACCCCAGAGCCCAGGGAAGAAGAAACCACGAGAGCAGGUGGCAGGUGGCCACGGUGCACCGGAAGGGUAGAGGAUUCUCUUUGAAGCCCGUGGCCCCGAGAACGCUGUCACUUUUUUUCCAAUCCCUCCGCCCUCUCCCGCUUUUUUUUCUAAAUAAAAUUUGCCGAGUUGAGAAAAAGCCCA
Messenger RNA from Echinops telfairi (small Madagascar hedgehog), 3496 nucleotides. RefSeq names its product integrator complex subunit 5 (gene INTS5). Lineage: Eukaryota; Metazoa; Chordata; Mammalia; Afrosoricida; Tenrecidae. Gene Ontology annotation, cellular component: integrator complex. Bases 1 to 3303 code for a protein of 1100 amino acids. Gene Ontology annotation, biological process: snRNA 3'-end processing. The transcript is spliced from 3 exons. The record is from RefSeq and is a predicted model, not a curated record.